Messenger RNA from Nematolebias whitei (Rio pearlfish), 816 nucleotides. It is a transcript of the gene h3f3d, whose product is annotated as H3 histone, family 3D. The transcript is spliced from 4 exons. Lineage: Eukaryota; Metazoa; Chordata; Actinopteri; Cyprinodontiformes; Rivulidae. Gene Ontology annotation, cellular component: nucleosome. Bases 97 to 507 code for a protein of 136 amino acids. Gene Ontology annotation, molecular function: structural constituent of chromatin; DNA binding; protein heterodimerization activity. The record is from RefSeq and is a predicted model, not a curated record.
AAAUACCGCAUCCUGUUUCCGCCGCGGAUUUAUCGUAAGACGCGGCACGAAAGAAGGAGGUCGUCUCCAGCGAAAUAUAAACACAAACGCUAAGAAAUGGCUCGUACCAAGCAGACCGCUCGUAAAUCCACGGGAGGAAAGGCACCCAGGAAGCAGCUGGCGACUAAAGCGGCCAGGAAAAGUGCGCCAUCUACUGGUGGGGUGAAGAAGCCUCAUAGAUACAGGCCUGGUACUGUUGCUCUGCGUGAGAUCCGUCGGUACCAGAAAUCCACCGAGCUGCUCAUCAGGAAGCUGCCCUUUCAGCGCCUUGUCAGGGAAAUAGCUCAAGACUUCAAGACAGAUCUGCGUUUUCAGAGUGCAGCGAUCGGUGCUCUCCAGGAAGCAAGCGAGGCAUACCUGGUCGGACUGUUCGAGGACACCAACCUGUGCGCCAUUCACGCAAAAAGAGUCACGAUCAUGCCCAAGGACAUCCAGCUGGCCAGGCGAAUUAGAGGAGAGCGUGCAUAAAUGCUCAGUUUUUCUUUUUUAGUUGGGGAGGGUGGGUUGUUUGGGGAGGGGUGUUGAUCAGGGCUUUGUAAAUCUUAUUACCAGCAUGUGUGUGCCACAUGAUUUGUAGUUGAAAGCAUGUUUUUGUACUUCACUUUUCAUUUCCCUUGACCUGUUUCCAAACUCUUGUAGUCAGCGUAGACUAAAGUUUCCAUGUCUUCUCAGGUUUGCAAAUAUUAGUCUGUACUUUUUCCAAUUCUGUAUUGCAUGCCAUAGGACAUUUGUGCUGUAAAUAAACUUUCUGCUACCUCGCUUGUUUUGGUUGUGCUU